Molecule: messenger RNA, 889 nt
Organism: Gracilinanus agilis (Agile Gracile Mouse Opossum)
Lineage: Eukaryota; Metazoa; Chordata; Mammalia; Didelphimorphia; Didelphidae
Exons: 16
Coding region: 140-718 (192 amino acids)
Source: RefSeq, a predicted model, not a curated record
AUCCCACAUACCCCACCAUUUGAAUUCUGCCUGAGUUUCACCUCUGGAGAUCUAGCAUCUUAAGAAACUGAGGGAUUUGAUCCAGGUAGAUCUCUAAAGCCCCAUCAGACAAAGUUCCAGGUUCUAAGAAUCAUAUUUGAUGAUAUGUUUAAAGAGAGUCCACAUUGGCUUUGGGAAAAAAUUGGAGGCUGAUGAGAAGAGACUUCCCCGCGUCCCCUGUAGAGGUCUCCUCUUCACCAUGCCAUUUCUUGAAAAAGAGGAAAACAGUGAACCUGUGCUGAUGAAAAAUGAAACACGCCUGCAAAUCUUAAAGAACAAGGAGCAGAGAAAGAGACUUGUUCAUGAAAUUUGUACUUUUUUAGAUAGCAGCCAGUCUGUCCAGGAAAUUGAUGCUUUAAGGACAGAAAACAGGAAAUUAAAAAAUGCGAACUCGAGACUUCGAUAUAAGACAAAGGAUUGGGCAUUAAAGAAAGAAGAAUAUGAAAAUGAGAUUGAGAGGCUGUCUAGUGAGAUAUCAAAUUACUUAAAUGUCACCAAUUUUUGGUAUCAAGACACAGAGCUUCUUAAUGAUGAGCAUAAUAAUAUACCAAGGGAACAGGCAAACAAUGUAGGCACUCAGACAGAGGGCGCCCUUGGACCAGCAAAAAGUGUCUCUGUGAGGAAUGUUACAACACAGACUGGAGAAGAUGACACAAGUUUCUUUUCUUUUUUCAUCUAAUCCAGACACACAAGUGAAGAACCCUUAUCAAAGGAUGGAUAUGAACAAUAGAAGAGCAGCUAACUACUAUUUUUAAAGGCCUGGACAACAGAUUGUUUUAUGUUGUUUCAAGUUUGUCUUCUCAUUGAAUUACUCAAUUCUAUGAAUGAAUUAAAGAGACACGUUAUCUCA